This is a messenger RNA of Erinaceus europaeus (western European hedgehog), 1226 nucleotides long. RefSeq names its product calcium-independent mitochondrial carrier protein SCaMC-3L-like. Bases 37 to 1146 code for a protein of 369 amino acids. The record is from RefSeq and is a predicted model, not a curated record. The transcript has 7 exons. Gene Ontology annotation, biological process: transmembrane transport. Gene Ontology annotation, molecular function: ATP transmembrane transporter activity. Lineage: Eukaryota; Metazoa; Chordata; Mammalia; Eulipotyphla; Erinaceidae.
AGUGGUGCAGUUCAGCUGCAUGGAGCUUCAGCAAGUAUGAGCAACCAAGCUGACAAAGCGCCCCAGCCCUGCUCUCCACUUCGAGCCAUAGUGAGGACAUUCAAGGCUUUAGCCAGCAAGGCCACAUUGCCCCCUCCAACAACCUCAUUCUGGAAGCAGAGCUGGGCGAGAGUCUAUGGUUCUGUGUUUGCACAGACAGUAUCCUCUGCCACUGAGCAUGGGCAGCACCCCACCCAACAGGUGCUGGACACAGGGGAGCAGGUGAUGGUCCCUGUAGAGGUCCUGGAAGCGCAGAACCGGGGGGCACUCUGGCAGUUCCUCCUGUCUGGAGCCAUGGCUGGUGCUGUGUCUCGCACGGGGACAGCACCGCUGGACAGGGCCAAGGUCUACAUGCAGGUGUACUCCACCAAGAAACACCUGCUGAACCUCCAGGGCGGCCUGCGGAGCCUGGUCCAGGAGGGUGGGCUGCGCUCACUCUGGAGGGGCAACGGCAUAAAUGUCAUCAAAAUCGCCCCAGAAUAUGCAGUGAAAUUUUCUGUGUUUGAGAAGGUGAAGGACUCCCUUUGUGUGGAGCCCACGGCUCCCUCCAUGGAGGAGCACCUUCUGGCCAGCUCCCUGGCUGUGGCCACCUCACAGUCGCUCAUCAACCCCUUGGAGGUGCUGAAGACCCGGCUCACCCUGGGACGGACUGGCCAGUACACAGGGUUAGGGGACUGUGCCCGCAAGAUCUGGAGGCACGAGGGGACCCAGGCCUUCUACCGUGGCUACCUGCCCAACAUGAUUGGCAUAGUCCCCUAUGCCAUCACCGAGCUGGCGGUGUACGAGCUGAUUCAGCGUGUAUGGAGGAAGCUGGGCAAGGACACAGAAGAGCCUGGGGGCCUGGUCAACCUAGCGUCUUUCACCCUCUCCACCACCUGUGGGCAGAUUGCUAGCUACCCCUUUACCCUGAUUAGAACCAGGAUGCAGGCCCAAGAGAGCAUCCAGGGCUCAGCCCCCAGCAUGAGGGCCAUCAUAGGGAGCAUCCUGGCACAGCAGGGUUGGAGGGGUUUCUACCGGGGGCUCAGCCCCAGUCUCCUGAAGGUGCUGCCUGCCGGCGCCCUCAGUUAUGUCACCUAUGAGGCUAUGAAGAAAGCCCUGGGCAUCUAGGCAGGGAGGCUGGGUCACAUGCCAGGGACACAGGCCACAACUGUGCCUCACCCACCUCAGCACCUCCAGGGACACAACAA